This is a messenger RNA of Solanum tuberosum (potato), 1027 nucleotides long. Its product is annotated as LOB domain-containing protein 4. Lineage: Eukaryota; Viridiplantae; Streptophyta; Magnoliopsida; Solanales; Solanaceae. The record is from RefSeq and is a predicted model, not a curated record. The coding region runs from base 250 to 735 and encodes 161 amino acids. The transcript has 2 exons.
UCCAUCACCUUCCAUCCUCCCACCUGCCUCCCCCUUUUCCACUCCUACUCUUUUUUCUCUCUAGAAUUAUUUCCCUUGUUAGAUACUCUUUUAAUAUUGUUUAUCUUUCUCUACUAUAUAUACACACCAACACUUGACUUACUUCUUUAAUUUAAUUAAUAAACCUUUCUACAUAUAUACUCUCUCCUUCAACAAGUGUCAAACUAGUAUACUAUAUACUACAAUUAGCUACUACUCCAACAUCAUUUAAUGAAGGAGUGUGGGAAAAAUAGUAGUUCACCAUGUGCAGCUUGCAAGUUAUUGAGAAGAAGAUGUGGUCAUGACUGUGUUUUUGCACCUUAUUUCCCUGCUGAUGAACCUCACAAGUUUGCUAAUGUUCAUAAGGUCUUUGGUGCUAGUAAUGUCAGCAAAAUGUUACAGGAAUUGCCAGAGCACAAAAGAGGAGAUGCAGUGAGUAGCAUGGUGUAUGAAGCUAAUGCUAGAGUUAGAGAUCCAGUUUAUGGAUGUGUUGGAGCCAUUUCAUCUCUUCAACAACAAAUUGAUAUGCUAAGAACCCAACUAGCCAUGGCCCAAGCUGAGGUUGUCCAAUUGAAGCUAAGACAAUCAACAAACAUUACAAAUAGCCCACCAAAUAGUGGGUCACCCAUUAUGGGCUCACUGCCCAAAGGAUAUUACCAUAUGGAUUUGGAUGUAGACCAGUCCAACACCUUCAAUGAGCCUAUGUGGCCAUAUUAGAUGAAUUUUGUUGUCUAUUUAAACUUCAAAAAUUAUCUUGUGUCCUUUUGCCUCUAUAUAUCUUUUUCUUAUAAGAGCAAAGGUGAUGAUUAGGUUGUUGUUUGUGAGCUAUGUUGCUCAGACUCUUCCAAAAUGUCGACAUGUGCGUGUCUGAUCCACACGGAUGUGACAUCAUUUUUAAAAAGUUCGAACAACUUAGUUUGUGAGUGUGUUAGAAUGAAAUCAAACCCUUCAUGGGGUGUUCGGCCUUUUGGCAAAAAAAAGAUUAUACUAUCAUCUUUGUUCUUGUGUA